Molecule: messenger RNA, 2940 nt
Organism: Dujonia railenensis
Lineage: Eukaryota; Fungi; Ascomycota; Pichiomycetes; Serinales; Debaryomycetaceae
Source: the annotation of a GenBank genome assembly
AUGAAUUCAAGUGUGAACGACGAUGACGAUCCUUGGUCGUAUUCUUUCCCUCCGUCGCUCGAGUCGCUACCAAUCAAGAAGAGCGAUGCGAGCACCGAUAAGAUCGAUAAGCGAGGAUCAAACAAUGUGCACGAGAGCAACCAAGCAAUUGAAAAUGCUGGAAGAAAGCAAGUUGGAGAAGAUGAUGUAGGUGAUAAGAGCGAUGAAGAGGACCCAGAGGUCAAAGAAGAAGAAGAAGGCAAGGGCAAUGGCAAUGGCAAUGGCAAUGGCUUAUUGAAGGUAGAUACUAGGAUGGCCUUCUCGGUGGAUGAUAGCAAGGACGAUGUGAAUUCCACAGUGUCCAGCGAUUCCCAGUUUUCCAGUGCCGCUAAGAGUCCCAUUCCUUCCAGACUCUCCAACCAGUUUAUGAACACAACCAUAGGGGGCAACGGCCAUGCUAGCCACUCGUCUCUCUCGUUGCAAUCACCGUUUAUGAUGAAGCCCUUCCCGGCUGAUCCGUACAUCAACAAGGAAGAUGCAAAUUCAAUCCUAUCGAAGGAUUCGGAUGAGCAGAAGCUAAAGGGUGCUGCUAGUGCCACGCCGAAGAAGUGCUAUCUAAGUGGAGCACGGACUUCCCUCCAGCAGGCCUUUGACGAAGGCACUGCAAUCCAUUCAGAGGGAGAUGUAGUGAACGGAGGAGAUCAACCUACCCCGUUGCCAUCGCAAGGAUUGUCCUCGUUCGGCGCUAGAAGUAGUAGUGGUGGGAUACCAGAUGGCUCCCCUAAGAUUAUCACCUACAGGAAGUCUCGAGUGGGACGCCCUGAAAGUGAUGGCAACGUCCAGUACGAUAAUUCAGUCUUCUCCACUCCAAAAGAGAAGUACGAUACAAGACUCUACGUUGAAGAAAAGUACAAAGACACCAAUUACAGGUACGCAACGAUCAAGAGAAAUACAGAGUUCCACCAAUUGUUCACUUCCCUAGACCUUACCGAUAGAUUAUUGGAUGAUUUCUCUUGUGCCUUAAGCAGAGAGAUUUUGUUACAAGGUAGGUUAUACGUCAGUGAGCGUCAUGUUUGCUUCAAUUCCAACUUAUUGGGGUGGGUUACUAAUGUCAUUAUUGAACAGUCUGAUAUAGUUAAAUUCGAAAAGAAAUUGACGGCGGGGUUAUUCCCCAAUGGAAUGUUAAUAGAGACAAAAGAUGCAAAGCAUAACUUAGCAAGUCUUAUUUCAAGAGACUCUACAUUCGAGUUUAUGAAAGAAGUAUGGCAGGGAUCUACUGGUAAGAUUAUGGAUACGUCGACUAUAACUGUUGGUGACAAUAGUACAAUAGCCUCAAAUGGAAGCUAUUCUAUAGAUGCGAAUGGUAUUAUUCAGAUGGAAGCUGCAGCUUCUGGUGUUUCGGAAUUGGAAAGGAAGGAACAGCAAUCUAGGUUUGAAUCGUACAUACUAUCCAUAGAUGGAGAUGACAACCCUGACUCUCCUUCGAGAAUAGAUGACCCUGACUCCGAUUCAAAUUAUUCAGUUGACGACGAUGAAGAUGACGAUAAGCAUGAGGAUGGACAAAGUUCCGAAUAUCUAACCUCUGAUGCUCCAAACCAGAUUGUUUUCAAAGAGGAAGAGGACCACAAAGAUAUCAGUGAAAAUAAAUUGAGCGAUGAAGUAGAUGAAAAGGGUGAUGUACAUAUUUCAGAAAAUGAUUCUACAUCGACGUCAAUUAAGGUCAUCAAAUUUAAACCAGACUCAAAAUACAUAAAUAUGGGACCUGACAGCCAUUCUCCGACUAUAUUACCAACAGAUUUUGCUAAAGAAAAUAGCGAAGUCUUUCUUUGCAAAGAGCAAUUCGAUGUACCUUUAGGAAUUGUUUUCAAUAUCCUUUAUGGUUCAGAGAAUACGGAGUUCCACAAAGAGUUUCUUGAGGAUCAUGAUGCAUCUGAAAUAACUGAGUACGACAAAUUCCAUCCACUGAAAGACGACCCAACCAAGUUAGAAAGAAGUUACUCUUACAGGAAAGCGUUGGGAUACACCAUUGGGCCCAAGAGUACCAAAUGUGAAGUAGUCGAAUUCAUCGAACAUCUUGAUUUCAACCAGUAUAUUAAUGUUUUGACAAGAACAGUGACCCCUGAUGUUCCGCUGGGGAAUUCAUUCUCGGUCUGGACCAGAUACUGUUUCACUUGGGGUCCUAAUAAUUCCACCAUUCUCGAGAUGUCUUAUUUCAUUAAAUGGACGGGCCGGUCUUGGAUCAAAAGUGUAAUCGAAAAACAAUCAUUAUCAGGACAAAAGCAAGCCACCGAUGAUUUAUUAGUUAAAUUGAAAGCAGCAUUAGAAAAGGAAACAAUUGAAGUGCAAGCUCAAGUGUCGAAGACUAAACCACCAAAGGUUAAGAAAGUUAAAACUAGCAAAACUAAAGUGUCUACGCCCCUUCCAAGUUCAAGGAACGAAUCCACGGCACCUAUUGCAAGUUCAAAGUACUCCUUUAAUGAAAUUAUUAGAACUAAUAUUGUUACCGUUUGUUACUUCAUAUUUUCAUUUUUAGUGAUGCUCUUGAUUUUGGAAUUGAGAGUUUUCAAGAUUGCUAACGAGAAUAACCAGCUACUCCGCCACCAACUUUUAGUUACGUCCCAUCUAGUGUUUUCUUCACAGGCUUUAACGAAGGCUAAUGGAAAGGGGGGAGAGAAAGCAUAUUUGGAAAUGUUAAACAAAGCAGAUGGGGUGAAAGACUCGGACUUUUGGAAAUUUGUUCAAGAUUCAGAGCAGUCUGAAUUGAACCUUUUAGAUAAAGUCGAAUUUCUUACCAAUCAAUUGCGAUUAUUGUAUCAAAAGGAGGACGAGUCUAGUCAGCAUGACAUUUUCGAAAGCAUAGAGGCGAAGUUUAAUGAGUUAAAACAGCAAGCCAAUGAAUUUAAGUAUCAGGAUUAUAUCAAUGUUGGAGCAUUGAGAAAUGCUAUUGGCGAUCUUUUAUAA